Molecule: messenger RNA, 2325 nt
Organism: Dendroctonus ponderosae (mountain pine beetle)
Lineage: Eukaryota; Metazoa; Arthropoda; Insecta; Coleoptera; Curculionidae
Product: endoribonuclease CG2145
Exons: 5
Coding region: 263-1753 (496 amino acids)
Molecular function (GO): RNA endonuclease activity
Source: RefSeq, a predicted model, not a curated record
UGGCAACCUUGUCGACCUUAACUGAGACUGAGAUAACCUUAAACGUUUGUUUAUUAUUGCUAUUAACUGUAACAGGAUUGAUUUAGAAUUUAACUUAUUACUGGCAGAUAACGCGUCUUGACCUUAAAAAGUGAAACAAAGUGAAAGUGAACUAACCAGACGGCAGCUGUAGCGUUAAAUCAGGCAAAAAACGAUGUGAAAACCCGUGCCAUAGUUCUGAUAAAAUCAUUUAAUAUUAGCAAAACUUAGAAGCAACUAGGAAAUGGCAUCUACUUCGCUAACAGCGAUAAUUGUGAUUAUUAGCAGCUUGGUACUUAUUGACGUAUUUUGUGCAGAAGUAAGCCAAUCUCGGCAGAACGCCCAAAGCUCUGCUCAAAUAUCUUCCGAUGCAGUAUCUAGUGCAAAAAGUACAACGCCAUGGCCGGCAUUAGGACAGAGAGCCGCAACUACUCCCAGGCCAAACAGCAAUAAGCGAACGAGUAGACCGGCAACACAAAGUCCGAAGAAAUGGAUCCAACAAAACAAUAUAUGGAUUAGAAAUGAACAGGCCUCAGCUGGUGGCGAAGUGGGAACAUCUCAAACUAAAGAUCCUAAGAGUAAUGUCCAAAAUGUUAGAGCUGGCGUAGCUCAACAGCCUGCUACUACUAGUGGACGGCCUCCUUUAAAUCGAGGAGAUACUUAUACGGUUUUAAAACCGCAGGUUUUACCCAACCAUAAUCAGCAAGCUCUGAUAAAUGGCUUAAAUGGAAACAAACAAAGUGUUGGGCCUCCAACGUCCCCUACGAGUAAACCUUUGAGUUACGCGGGAGCCGUUGGGCCCAAACAACCUCAACCUCAUCCUCCCCCAUCUUCCACUACCUCAAAAGCACCAACACCAACAGUUCCUUCCACAGGGCCGGUGAGCGAGUUAGAGGAAGAAUCUAAAAGACCACAAAAUACCAAUGACGGUUCGGGUGCCUCAGAUGAUGAAUUGCGAGAAUUUGCAGAAAACAUAUUGCGAAAAGACACAAAUAAUGCCAUGAAAUACGUAACGUUAAACAUACAAGGCAUGACAUCGUCUAGGUCAUCCAGUGACGAAGCUCCUAAAGCAUUAUUAAACAUUGCUGAUCCAGCCUUCAAAAUUCCCUCAAUAGAGAAGAUUGUUCUACUCUACAAUAAUUAUUUUCUGGAUGCGGGGCAAAAUGAAGUGUACACAGGCCAAGAGAGGAUCGAAGAAAAUAAUUUCCUAGAUGCGAUAUUGGCAACGCCUGUAAUGCAAUUUGCUAGAAACUUUUUAGUGCAAAAAGAAAAAAUUGGCAAAGAUCCUAAGGAGUUCAAAGACUUGCUUCGUCAAAUUUGGUUUAACAUGUACUCGAGAGGUAAUGGCAGAAUCGGCUCCAGCGGGUUUGAGCACGUCUUUGUAGCAGAAAUCAAGAACAACCAAGUGUCUGGUUUGCAUAAUUGGCUAUACUUUAACGAGGAGGAGUCACAAGGACGAGCUAAUUAUUUAGGAUAUCUAAAAAAACUAGAUUUGGGAGAGAAAGGAGCUAUCGUAAAAUACCACUUCACAUUCCAUGAUAUUGAUAAGCCAGUGGGUUCAAUGUUUGUCGGUACCAGUCCGGAAUUGGAGAUGGCUCUUUACACAACCUGCUUCGUUUUGAGGGCGGAUAGGAUUUGCCCCUUGAAAAUGAACGGGAAUAAGUUUAUUAUUAGAACGUACACUUAUCGAUACAGAGGAAAAAAUAUGAUUGGAAGUGCCUUCCCAGAAAUUUAAACUUUUGCGAACAGAAACUUCGCUUUAUCAGCUUUUCUUCGAGAGUAAUUCUAAUACUAUUCUCGAGACAAAUAAUAAGAAAUUGCUCUGUUCCAAUCGAUGCUUCUCAAAUAAAUAAGACAAUAUCGUAACAAUUUAAAUAGUUUAGUUUAUUAAAAUUAACUUUGUUUUUCAAUAUCUUAUACUGUUAUGAUCAAAUUACGAGAUUUGGUCCAUUAUGACAUAAAAUAGUAAUUUAGACAUAUCAUGACUCAAAUCUACAAAACAGUUUUUAAAGUAGGUAAGAAGAUAACAAAUUAACAUACAUAUAUUUUAUAAGUUGAAUCGCUCUGGGUCCUCCAAUCUAAAAAGAAUCAUUAUUAUACAUCAGAAAUGAACGUUGAACACUACGCUUACCUUAAAAGAUUCACAUUCUUUUCUACAAGCUGUAGAAAUGAUACGUCUUGCGGCGUUAAAAAUACGAAUUGUAAAUCAGGCUUUGAACUAGCAUAAUGCAACAAGAUGUCGAUGACUUUGGUACGGUUUAGUUUAUCCUAAGUUGUUAAGAUUUCAUUAAAAUAAAAAGUUCCGAA